CGGGGGUGGCGGUGGAAACGCGCGCGCGGCGAGCAAAUUUGCGCGAGUCUGAGGAAGACGCGAAGCGAACCGCCCUCUUCGGACGCGGGCUCCGGAAGACCACCCCCACUUCUUCCCCCUCUCGAUCGGACGCGAGCGCGCGAGCGCGCACCUCCCUCUUCAUCGCGGGUGCUUAGACAGCCUCGGGAAUCGAAGAGACACACGGCUCGACACCGAGUUCCACGGGUGGAGAACCCGCGCGCGGCUCCUACGCGCUAUCACCCUUCCGAGCAGCGAGGAUUCGUCGAAGCGACAGUUGCCGAGUGUCGCGACAACUCCCGGAAAUGACCCGCUUCUCACGAUUGCGUUUUGGUGCUGCAUACUCGGUCGGGAACGUUCAUUAGCCGCGACUCGCGGCCACCGGUGUGCCAUUACUACCGAAACUGUCACUCUCUCACCUCUUUGACCCUCCAGAGGUCAGACGGUCUGUCUCUCCCAUGCCGCGAUAAAAUUGGAAAUUCCAGUCUCCAGUGGAGAGAGAGAGAGAGAGAGAGAGAGAGAGAGAGAGAGAGAGUCCUUUGGGCGUCACAAAUUGGGCCGCAAAUUCGGUUCGACACGGUGCGUCAUGAGACUUCUUAAUCAGCAGAACAGGAAAAAUCAGUGGUGAUCGAUUGGGAGGACCACUGAUCCCUCGAACCGAGAGAGAACCCAGGCCUUGACCGAGGAUGUCGAAUGAUCAUUUGGACGUUUCCCGGAGCCCGAGGAGUGACAGUGUUCAGGGUGGCACGGAGAGUGUUCGCGUUUCGAUGGCCGGUCGGCCAAGUCGGUGAGGGUGGAAAGUGGUCUCGGUGUUGGUUUUGAAGGUGGACGAUCUGUAAGAGAGCCGAUGCCUGUCCCAUGUUCCUCGCGAAAUAAGACUCCUGCAAGAAGCCUCAGAGAGAGAGAGAGAGAGAGAGAGAGAGUUCCGUCACGAAGCUCGAUCGCUCGAUUGGAUCGGUUGGUUGGUGGGUGCGAUCAGCGACGAAUCCAAAGACUCUCCUGUCUGUUCGGUGUGAGUGAUCUUGGUCGCAGGGCCUCUCUGCGAGUUUAGUGCGCGAGCCAUAUUGAAUUGUCACGUAUUGGAGUGAACAGAACCGGGGUUGAAUAGAAUCGGGGGUGAUCAGUGUGGAUAAUCGGUAACUGCUUCGUUGAGCUCGUCGAGCCGAAACGCGUGGUCAGAACUAUGGUAAUAUCGAUGGGAGUGCCUCGUGGAAGGAACGGUGAUACCAACUAGAGAGGAAGAGGAUGCGCUGAGAAGCCGGCUGGUUCGCGAGGUUCGAGAUGUCCGCCGUAACCAGCCCGUAUGGCCCCCCGGACAUGCUUUCCGACUCGGUCUACAACUACGCGACGACCCGACGGGGCGCCGCCGAUCAGGACAGCGACUCCCAGUACGAGAGCCAGGCGCAGUUGCAGAUCACCAGCAGCAUACAGAAGCCGCGGAACAAGCGGAAGAACUUCAAGCCUAUAAGCAGCCGGAUGGCGGAGGUGUCGGACGAGUCCGAGAGGGACGACGAUGAGCCGGAGGUCGUGGAGGAGAGCUCCAGUGAGAUCCUCGAGUACGAGAGGAAGACGAUGCUGUUGCCGGCCGAGGAGAGAUCGAAGCAGAGGCUAAACAACAACGAGGUCAGCCCGAUGGACCUCUCGGUCACCACCAGGCCGCCCUCGUCCGAGGCCGACGACGACAGCGCGGACUCCCUCAGGCACAAGUUUAUCUUGGAGCAGCUGAGGUCGCAGAAGCUGUACUCUCCCGGCACAGAGGCGAGAAGUCCAAACUCCGACUCGUCGGAGAGGAGUGGCAGCGGCGUCUUGGACGCGGAGUCGUCCCGCUUGGACGAUCAGGACACCCAGUUUGAGGACGAGCGGGGCAACGACGCGGACGGCGAGGCCGAGAUCGAGGAGCGGAAGCCCUUCGAGGGGAUGAGGGAGUACGCGGAGUCGACGAUGCAGGAACUUCUAGCGAUCUACGGACUGGCAGGAGGCGAGCUGGCGAAGUCGGUCAGCAGGCAACUGCCGCCCACGUUCCUCAACCCGAGUGUUGGUCAGCAGGCUCAAGGAAAGAUGAAGGUGAAGGAAGAAAAGGAUGCCUCUUCCAUGGCGCCCGGAAGUCCACCCACGCCUCCGCACACCCCGCAAAGUCCGCAACGUGCUAUUCCACCCAUCGGCAACCUGUCGCAGUCCUGCCAGACGUCAAACGCGAAUUCGCCGAACCUGCAGCAGCAGCAGCAGCAGCAGCAGCAGCAGCAGCAACAGCAGCAGCAACAGCAGCAGCAGCAACAGCAGCAGCAACACCAGCAGCAGCCCCAACAACACCAGCAACAGCAACAGCAGAAACAACAUCAGUCGCAAGAACAGCAGCAACAUUCCCUGCACGCUAUGGCGAACUCGUCCUUGAAUCAAAUACUGGUGCAGAACCCGGCGCUGGCGCAACUAUUGCAGCAGAAUCCUGCGAUCCUGUCGCAGAAUCCUCAGUUGGCGCAGUUGCUGCAGCAGAAUCUGCAGGUUCAGAUGGGCAGCGUGCUCUUUCAGAACGUGCGGCGGGAGGAGCCCGAGGAUUCCAGGGUACCGCCGACAAUAGCGAGCCUGGCGGCGAUGAAGGUGGAGGCAGCUGACCCGAAGGUUUCCGCUUUGCUCAGACACAGCAUGUCUCCCGUGGCAGAUUCUCUAAUCGGUGGCUCGAAGACGUCGGUGUCCCAGCCGAUCAUCGAUUAUUCCCGAUACGUGAGGAGAUACACCUCGAGUCAGGAAUGCGGCAGUACGUACUGCAAGGAACUAGGUUGCAGGGAGCACUUUCAUUGUCUGGACUGUAGCGGCCGGGUGUUCGUGAAGAAGGAGGAGAUGAUCAGGCACUUCAAGUGGCACAAGAAGAGGGACGAGUCGUUGCAGCACGGCUUCAUGAGAUACUCGCCGACGGACGAUUGCUCAGAGAGGCACCCCGGCCGGGCCUGCCCGCACAAUAGAAAGCAAACCCACUAUCAUUGCAUCCAUGAGAAUUGCGACAAGGUGUACAUAUCGACAUCGGACGUGCAGAUGCACGCGAAUUACCAUCGCAAGGACUCGGCCAUCAUACAGGAGGGCUUCCAACGGUUUCGAGCUACCGAGAGUUGCGCGACCGAGCAUUGCCCAUUCGCUGGUCAACGGACCACGCACUUUCACUGUCGGCGACCGGGUUGUCGGUUCACGUUCAAGAAUAAGGCCGACAUGGACAAGCACAAGUCUUACCACAUCAAGGACGAGCAACUGUCGCGCGACGGUUUCAAGAAGUUCAUGAAAUCAGAGGCCUGCCCGUUCGAUCAGUGCCGAUUCUCGCGGGUCUGCAACCACAUCCACUGCAUACGACCCCAUUGCAGCUACGUUCUCCACUCUUCCGGCCAGCUCUUCUCGCACAAGCGGAAACACGAGCGCCACGAGUCCGAGCUGGCUUACCGGAAGUACAAACAGGUCAGUGGUACGGUGGGUGGCAUGCGUCCAUCGGGGUCAUGGGCGCCGGACGAAUUGAGCGCUCAGAGUUUGUCCUUAAGCCUGAACGGUGAGAGCUCCAACGAAGGGAGAGGCUCUCCAUCGUAUUACUCCUUGGAAGACUCCUUCCAGAGUGGCAGUGACCUCGCCAUGGACCUCACCGCCCCGACCACCGCCAUUACAGCCAGCGGAAGUUCCGUUAGUCUCGAUCAACAGCAGCACCAACAGCAGCAUCAGCAAGCCCAACAACUCACCGCCGCCGAAUUGGCCUACCUAGUGCCAGCCAGUUCGGAAUGUGCGUGCAACGCCGGCCGGGAGCACCAUCAUUGUGGGCUGGACCGCUGCGGCGCUACCUUGAAGGAUCCCCGUGAAGUCCGAGAGCAUCUGAAGGAGCACGAGACGCAGGAGCGCAUAACGGACGCUUUCUUCGAGGAGGGCGGCUGCGAUGACAGCUGUCCGUACGCAGACAAGGAGAAGCAUUAUCACUGCAAUUGGGAGAACUGUCGGGAGGUGAUACUCUCUACGGACAAGCCGUUCCGCAGGCUGCAGCAUUACAAGAUCCACGAGUACAGUCGACAGUUGAACCUCUCUUGUUCCUCGCACACUCUCUCGUCCGACGUCACGCUGACCCACCUGACGAACAUCGACGCGAUGUUCAGGCGGAAACGCGGCAGACCGCCGAAAAAUCGGGUGAUCGAGAUCUGGUCGGGUGGCGACCCCGCCACGCACACCCACGACUCGCCACAGGCGAUCUUCACGAGCUUCAAACUGCCGAAACCGCAAACGCCCAGUCUGACGCCGGUAAAUUCGCUGCUGGAAGAACGCGAGGGCAGCGUGUCGCCUUCGAACAGUCUGGGCGAACCUGAGGGAUUCGCCACGUACAAUGCUGAGGGGUGCCCAGAAACGGCGUGCGUUCUCAGAUUAACCAAACACCACCACUGCUCGCAACUACGCUGCCAUUUCUCCACCGACCGGCCGGACCAGUUGCUGAUGCACAGCAAGGACUUCCACGACAACGUCGACAUACCGCCGGGUUUCGCCUUCUACGACAAGAUGGUCGACUGCCGGCUGGCCGGCUGCCACAGCAAUCGCGUGAAUCGGCACUUUCACUGCACUAGACCGAAUUGCGGCUACUCUUUCGUCAGGUACUCGACGAUGGCGUUGCACGAGAAGCAACACUCCGGUCAUAGCGAGUCCUGCACCCAGGAGUCGACUAAUCAGGAGUGUCAGACGCAACCGCAAUCGCUGGUCCAAGAGGCGAAGCCCAGAAUUCAGGUGAAGAACACCGCCGAGCUGAUCGAGAAGCCCGACGAGAUCCUAUCGGCGAGUGAUCAAGACAACAGGACGAUGAUCGACGACAAGGAGUCUGAGCUCGCGAGUCCCGACAGCGGUAAGACCACCGUGGUGAGGGCGGCUGGCACCUAUUAUCCGGUCAGCGGACCGCCGAGCGAACCCGCACUUCCGGGCGUCGUGCUAUCCAUGCGAGCUUCCGUGCACCAAGAACCAUCAUCGGUCAUGCCUUCGAUGAGCUCUGCCUCACCGCACACCCUCUACGGGCCAGAGCAGAGCUGCAGCAGGCCGUUCUGCAAGCUGAAGCGCAAGAAUCACUACCACUGCAACGCGUGCAAUCAGGCCUUCUCCGAGCUGGACCGUCUGGUCGCGCAUAUAGCGAAACACUCGACCGGCGCCAUCCUCAGCCAACAGCAGCACGACGUGGUCAGUCCGUCGCCGAAUCAGCUGCAGCACGAUUACAUCGCCCAGCUGUCGCAGAAACACGACUUUAUGUCGCAGAACGCUCAGAUGGCGCAGAAUAUACAGAACUUCCAGAGCCAGAUGCAACGGCAGAUGCAGCAGACUCUCGGCCAGAUCGGCCAACAGUCGUUGUCCCAGUCGAAGGACAUCAAGUUGGAGAAACCGAGAUGCGGCACCGACAUCGGCGUGCAGAACGUGCCGAAUGUCAAGCGAGAGCCGCCUGAGACCGUUCGGGACGACGGCAACAAUUCCGUGGUGGACAGCCACGAGAACGGCCAACUGCCGCAGCAGCCGCCGAUACCGCCCAAUGUGCAGCAACCGUCGGUGCCGAGCAGCUUCGAGCUCGAUCUCAGCCACGGCUUCCACUUUCCCAGCCCUGCCGUGAUGGCAGCCGCUAUGAACCAGCAGAUAGCCCUGAUGAAUCAGGCUCUACCGCCGUUUCUUCAGCACGGCGGCAUGUACGCCGGCGGACCCGGCUUGAUGUUCGCGCCCGGCUUGCCGCCUACAAACUUUCUUCCGCCCGCGAGGGACGAGAAUCCCCUGGCGUCACUGGCGGCUAAUCUCAAUCUGAACAAGAGAUCUCUCUCACCGCCGGACGCUAAUUCGCCGGAAGCGAAGAAACAAAGACUCCAUCACUCCAUGCGGAUGCUGAAGGACGAGCCUGUGCCGGAGGGAUAUGUCAGGUUCAGGUUCAACGAAGACUGCAGGUACCCUCAUUGCGGCUACAGAGAGCACCAGACACACUUCCACUGCAUGCGCCAAGACUGCGGCUACUCCUUCUGCGACAAGACCCGCUUCGUUCAGCACACCGCGAGGCACGAGCGGCUGGACACGCUGAUGGGUGGUGACUUUCAGCAGUAUCGGGCCAACGUACCCUGCGGACGGGCUCAGUGCGCGUACACGUCGUCGCUUGGCUCGAUGCAGAACAAGGCGUCGCACUUUCAUUGUCUAAAGUGCGACUUCGUCUGCACGGACACGAACAAGGUGGUCGCACAUCGGCGACAACACGCCAAGCUGGACAGCAUCGCCGCGGCGGGUUUCCAGAAGUUCACGCCCAGUCAACCGUGCGGUGGUGUCCAGUGCCAACACUCUGGCAAGCAGACGCACUACCAUUGCUUGCAGUGUCAAUACGCGGUGCUGGGCCUGGCGCAGAUGUCGGCGCACAAGUAUCGACACAUGGACACUUAACGAUCUCCCCGUGCAAGUCCUGGCGCAGCAGGCUCGAAUAAAGCAUUACCUUGGUCCCUGUAGACAUUCCCCCGAGAGAAUGGCGCGGCCGCCUUCCCCUGAGUAGGUGUUGAAACAAGCGGAACCGGUAGUAGGUAGAGGAAGGAAAGAAGGAAGGAAGGAAGGAACCGGAGGCUAGUCAGCGACUUCGUCUCAGCUCGGUGAUCGACAAUUGUUCCGCGAGAAAGGAGGUCGAACAGUCGUCCGCGAAACUCCGGAAGGGGCCAAUAAAGGCAAAUUCCUAGUCCCUAUAGACAUUCCCCGAGAGAGAGAGAGAGAGAGAGAGAGAGAGAGAGAGAGAGAGGGGGGGAGAGAG
Molecule: messenger RNA, 6769 nt
Organism: Harpegnathos saltator (Jerdon's jumping ant)
Lineage: Eukaryota; Metazoa; Arthropoda; Insecta; Hymenoptera; Formicidae
Product: zinc finger protein castor homolog 1
Exons: 11
Coding region: 1300-6414 (1704 amino acids)
Biological process (GO): regulation of neuron differentiation; positive regulation of transcription by RNA polymerase II
Cellular component (GO): nucleus
Molecular function (GO): DNA-binding transcription factor activity, RNA polymerase II-specific; RNA polymerase II transcription regulatory region sequence-specific DNA binding
Source: RefSeq, a predicted model, not a curated record